This is a messenger RNA of Sitophilus oryzae (rice weevil), 1103 nucleotides long. RefSeq names its product zinc finger protein 239-like. The record is from RefSeq and is a predicted model, not a curated record. The coding region runs from base 78 to 1088 and encodes 336 amino acids. The transcript has 6 exons. Lineage: Eukaryota; Metazoa; Arthropoda; Insecta; Coleoptera; Curculionidae.
UAGGAAAAAUACUAAGCUCAGAGGGACAAGAUUUAGGACAGUCAGUAUUUUCAAAUAGAAAAUCAAGUAAAAAGAGGAUGAAAAGGAAACUGAACAGAAUGAAGUAUACUUGUGAUAUUUGUUCAAGAAAGUUCCUACAUUUGGAUCAAUAUGAAUUACAUAGAAAAGAUCAUAAGGUAAUGUAUGCAUGCCAAGAAGAAAAUUGCCAAGUGAGAAGUGAAAAUAAAGAUAUUAUUUUGAAUCAUCAAAAAGAAACUAACCAUCAUGGUAUUGCUUUAUCUCAGGAAGACAGUUGUAAUGGCGAUGUAAUAUUAGAUGAAAAAAACAAAUUAAACAAUAUUGAAGAGACUUCUAACUUAUUAACCACAGAAGAAGAACAGAAAAAUACAACUGAUGAGAACAAAUUUAAAUGUCCUAAAUGUGAUAAGAAUUUUUCCUGCAAGCAAAGUUAUGAGGUUCAUAUAAAGGCAAUUCAUGAUGGUGAAAAGCCAUUUAAAUGUGAUAUUUGUGAAAGGACUUUUGCAUAUGCUUAUAGUUUAAAAUAUCAUAUGAUUUCCCAUAAAAACAAAGAUAAUCUGGAUCAGAUUUCUUGUGACCAAUGUGAUAAAGUUUUCAAUCAUGUCAGCAGUGUCGUUUACCAUAAAGAUACAGAGCACGGCAACCGAAGAUUUAUUUGUAAUACAUGUAAUAAGACGUUUAAGCAUAGACAGUUGCUCCAAAGGCAUCAGCUGGUACAUACAGAUGAAAGACCGCAUAAAUGUAGUGCUUGCCCUCAAGCUUUUAAAACGAAAAGUAAUCUGAUAAACCACGAAAUUAUUCAUUCACGGCACAAAAGAUUUAUCUGUCCAAUAUGUGGGCAGGGCUUUGGACAUAAGACGUCGCUGACUAUUCAUCUAAGAUGGCAUGAAGGUACAAAACCUUACGAGUGUGAUAUCUGCCAUAAAACAUUUUCGCAAAAGGGAAACUUACUAGAGCACAAAAGAAUUCACACCGGUGAAAAACCGUUUUGUUGUGAUUUGUGCGGCAAGAGUUUUACAACCUCAUCCCAGUGGAAAUUACAUCGCAAAAGACAUACAGGUUUGUAUUAACUUUUUUUAUUAUAG